GCACACACCUUCUCGACAGUCGAAGCGAGGUUACGUUAUUGCCCAUCGUGCACAGCAACCCUAAAGGCACGGGGGUGGCGGUGCCACCGGCUUGGGCCCGCCAUCGCUGCUCGCAGCUAUAUUUAUUAUGUUGUUGUUGUUGUUGUUGUUGUUGUUGUUGUUGUUGCUGUUGCUGCUGCUGCUGCUGUGAAGGUGUUUUAAUGGCUAAAUGUUUCUAAAGGGUUUAUUCGACAACAUAUUAUUCUGUUUAAAUAAAUAAAUAAUACAAUCAAUUAUCUCUGCCAGGAUUUUUUUCUAUCUAUGUUGGGUCAUUCCUGUGAAAUUUAGAAGAACUACAGUUUAUCAAGUACCAGAUAUUUCCGUCUUGUUGUUUGCACUCACACGGACUCGACGCCAUGAACACCGUCUAGCAGUCGGAAAACGGAUAUGAAGUCUCAACAGCGCUAUAGAAGAAAUUCGGCUUUUGCUCAACGUUAGGGUAUUCUGGGGUGCAAUGGACGACAGCAACGGUGUGAAGCUCUUUGUUGGGAAUCUGGAUUCGGACACAACUCAAGAUGAACUAAUAGGGCUUUUUGCCUCUUACGGAGAAGUGGUCAACAUAACUGUACUGAGGCAAUUUGCCUUUGUCCAUCUGCAGGGAGAAGGGGCUGCUGACCGUGCCAUCCGCGAUCUGAAUGGUCUAGAGUACCACGGCCGGAACCUUGUAGUUGAGGAAUCCAAAGGAAGGCCCCUCAAUUCCAUCAAAGUAUUUGUGGGAAACUUGUGUGCUUCCUGUACAACUGAAAAUCUUUUUGAUCUCUUCUUACCUUACGGCAAAGUUCUUGAUUGUGAAAAAGUAAAGACUAAGCCCUCCUCUUUAGUAGGCUACUCCUUUGUGUACAUGGAGCGCAAAGAGGACGCAGAACAAGCCAUCGAGGGUGUUCACGGGACCUUAUUUAUGGGUCGUCCACUUGCAGUAGAGCUCUCGAAGGCACAGCUGACUACAAACAAGGUACCAUGUGCCAGCUGCGGUGCACACGGCCACUUUGCAGGUGAAUGUCCGAUCAACAGGCCUCCCAUUGAACACCACCAGAGUCAAGCAGCUGUUUUGGCUGCGGCCGCUGCUGCUGCUGCAGGGCUUCCCCUUCAGGUUCAACAGAGUGUCCACAACUCUUUCUACAACACGGCAAGCAGUGACCCUACGUUUGCAGCUCUGAAAGACUUGACCACUUCCAGGGUUGAUGGCAAACCCGUUAGCGCUGCAGUCUACGGGGCUCUUGCAAGUCAAGUUUACGGUGCCGUCGCAAACCAGGUGCUUAAUUCAGCCAAGAGCCAGGCUGCGGCUGGCUACCCCACUGAAGCAGAGGCGCCAUCAGGUGCCGCUUGUGUUAACCCAGCCUAUGGAGUAAAUUCCUCUGCUUACAGUGCCAGUCCAAUUUAUGGGACCACGGAAGGCACAGAGCCUGCCUCCCAAGCCAUCUUUGAAGCUGCCCGGGCUCGAUUCUUUGAGCAGGGGCAACAAGUGCUGGCAGAACAGCAAGCCGUGACCAAAUCUGACAGAGACCGAAGCCCAAUCCGGCGCUCAGCCCCAUUACUGCCUGAUCCAGUUCCUCAGCCAUUCUCCCAGACACGACCCAAACGGCGGGCCCUUCUUCCAACACCACCUGGUGGACCAGAAAUUCCUGCAGUUAAAAAUGGAGACCCGAUUGCAAGGUGCUAUGCAGAGUAUUAUCAACAGUACCAGCAGUUCCAACAGUAUCAACAAUACCAGCAGUACCAGCAGUAUCAGCAAUACCAGUACAACUACCCACCACCUCCACCACCACCUCCGAUGCCCAUGAUGCCUCCAACCACAUUGGAUGCGCAACACCUUGCUGCCCCUGGCACUGCUGCUUCAUCAAGAGUGUAUGAGCCACCUUCAACACACAAGGAGCCCCUCCUACGCCGCCCUGAUUACUUUAACCAACACACAUCGGCGUCCCCAUAUCGAUAGCCCCACACCACUUCACACAUGUGUGCACACAUGCUUGGUUGUAAAAAUGUGAGCGUGUGUCAGUUUUGGUCCUACAUGAAAACAGAUCUCAGAAAAUGGAGGAAAGGGAUAAAUCAAAUUUAGUCAAUGCUUCUGAGCUGACACCCCCCCCUUCCACACACACACACACACACACCUCUUUGCUUUUGCAGAUAAAGCACUCUUUGACUAUCCUGUCAGAUCUCACAUUCUCUAAAGUCAAAUGACUGUGCCUUUAACAUACGUUUCACUUUUUCUAUAAACCAAUUUUUUUAGACUUUUGUAAAACCAAGUAUUUUCGCUCAGUUUUGUUUAUCGAAUUCAUGGCUAACUGAGGAGUAAGCCACACUUAAUAUCUGUGGUUAUUCCAAAUUGUCCACAAUUUAUAGAAUUUUUGGCUUGGACUGAUGUUAAAUUCACAUAGGCUUCAGAUUUAUAUAAAAGGCACAGCGUAAUUGGAAUAGAUUGUAAAGAGGACCUGUGUGAGUGAGAACACAAUGUUAACAAUUUUAAUUGACAUGCCUAGGCUUACACAUGAUGAACACCACAAUCACAUACACAAAGCAAUUUCCUAUAGUCCUAUUUGAGUGUGAGGGGCCUUAGGGCAGAGACACUUUCAAUUGUAUUUGUACCAUCAAAACCACAAAUUUGUGCUAAAAGGAACUUUAUGACUAUUAUUCUUAGUCACUGCCCAAGUAGUGCAGAUGGCUGCCCAGAUCAACAACAAUAUAACCAAAUUUAAAAUUACCUGUUGUAAAAGAGAAGGUAGAUGGGUAAAGAAAGUUUUCAUUACAAAAGGGAUAGACUUUGUCACGUAAUAGGCAUAUUCAUUGUUCUAGAUGUUUUCCAUUUUAAAACUGAAUGAGUUAGAGAUGUCAUUGUUACUAAAGAGGGUAAAGAACUGGCUAUAAAUCCUGCCAAUAGCAAAUAUGCAUGUUUUGCUGGAUUUACAAAGUAAACAACAGCCAUCUCUGGCCUUGCAUCCCUCACUUGACAUGGACGCAGUACUCUUUGAGUAUUGACUUUAUAAUUAAAAGAAUGAGGUUUUUAUGUUCUUUUGUGUUUUUUUUUUUUAAAGUAGCCCCGUGCAAUUAAUGUUUCUCUCUGACCAUUUAUUUGUUCACAUUUACAUUAUAGUAGUGUCUUUAUCCAUAGACUCAUGUGAAUUGAUUUCAGGGGCUUUUGGGUGGAAGCAUUUUGUAACGUAGGGAUGAGGAGUGUAAAACCCGUUCAGUGUGAUGCAUCCAGGCCUAACAUGCAGCUAGAUACGAAUAUUGGUUUUCAAAGUGAAAACAGUGAAGUGCUUCAAACAACAUUGUAUUUUUGUGCGUAAAGAAAAAAAUGUGUUGUCCCAGUUCAUGCGCACUUUAGGCAAUUCAAUUAAAUGUUCAUGUUAUAAAACUUACAAACUGAAAGUGACUUUGUCUGUAUAAUAAAUUGAGGCUAAGGUUCAUACAAUUAGAGCCAGACGUUUCAAUCAUGAUGCCAUUUUAUGUAGAGAAUCUACCCAGACAUUUCAAACAUGAUGCCAUUUUAUGAAGAGAAUCUACCCAAAGAUUUCAUACCAUCUGUUUUGGAAUAUAUCAAGCCUUGCUUUCUUCAGAGCAUUCAAGUCACCAGCUUUUUGCUCAUUUACACCUUUAACUUCCCCAUGAAUAGCUUUGUGAUUCGGAUGUUAUGGUGGUUGAGUAGCUUCUCUUCAGAUGUCCCUCUUUGAAAUCAGUGCAUUAUAAUUAUUAUUGGAAGCCAUGGUAAGAGAAUGGUUUGUUUAAUCAUGUUAUGUAUGUCCUCUUUCCAUAGAAUGCCCCUCAGGCAGUCUUCAGUCUUUCAUUCCAAAGAAAUAUGGUGGGAUACACACACAAAACUCACUUGGCACACGCAAUCCAUACUUUCACCACUCUCAGUGACAAUUGUAUCAUUUGAGUUCAUCUAUUUAGUUGAAUCUCACAGGCAAACAUUCACUGUAGUGUUAAUGUUCUCAAUAUUAUGUAAAACAGUGGAGAUGGAAAGGUUGUGGUGUAGCUUCUAUCAGCACACCAGGGCUCCACACAAAUGAUUCUACACAGUAAAUAUAUAAUAUCUGUUGUGUAUUAUUGUAAAUAGUGCAUGUCUCUUGUUAUUCUUACUGCUGUUCCAGCCACAUUCUUCCUUUUUGCUAACUACAGCUAAAAUGGCUCCCGGGCCUCAGGACACCAAGUUGAGCAUGACGGGGGAAGAGAAUUAGCUCCCCACAAUGCCUCGGACGCGCUCCCCUCUAAGGUAAAGCCCUUUGCCCCCCACCACGCCUGCACCUCGAUCAUACACUUCCCCUCAAUGAUCCUAGCACAGUUGCUAGAGAAGCUCAGAUUAGGCCCACAUCCAGUUUAUACUGACAAUAAGGCCAAUGCAUAGUGGGGAUGGUUCUUCUUGCCAUGUGGUAGGACAAUAAAUCAGUGCCUACUGAGGGGAAAUUGUGUCUUAUUUGCUUAAAGAAUUUAGUACAAUUAGUUCAUUCAGCUUGGCUACCAAAAAUGCUCAUGGUUUGGUAUCUUGUCUGUUAGUGGAAUAACUUCACUCAUUAUAUUUCUUAGAAAACCAAUACUAUCCUUUUGAUGACCUACUAGUCGAUCAGCGUUUCCCAACCCUGAUCCUGGAAUACCACCAACGCUACACAUUUUGGAUGUCUUCCAAAUUUAACACUCCUGAUUCAACUCCGUUUGUUAGUUGAGGCUCUAAGACUGUUGGGGUACUCAGACCUGGGCUGGGAAACACUAUAGAAGAUCAUUAACUAUGUAGGGGGAGCUUCUUGGAAAGGGUAAAUUCUCAAGAUACUCCUAACGUAAAGUAAGGACAGUUGAGGUGAGUGCGCUUGAUCACUCCCUUGGCUCCAUGCAUGCACAACACAGUAAUACACUGAUCACCAUAAAAAUUCAGCUAAAAAAAAACCCCCGCAAGAAAUCAGUUAAGGAGCAGUCACACUCCAUUCACUCCCAUUCAAAUGCAUCCUAAUGCGGGAGACUGGAAUGCUAACUCAUGUGAAGAAACUUUGCACUUUGUUGCAGAGGAAAGCUCAAGUUUGGCAAACUCUGACCUUCGAAUCUGGAUAAGAUCAAUAGAAGAUUGAAUCAUCACGCACACUGUUUAUGACCUUACCCCAAUAAAGGAAAGGCAUCUACUUGACCACACAUGUUGGCUUAUUAAGCGUAAUUGUUGUAAGAUUGUAUUUAAACACGCACAGUGUGACUAAUGUGGCGUUUUGUGAUGCUACACCACUACUAGCUGAGAAAGGAGCUCACUAAUUGAAAAGCUACACUAUUGUGAAUAGAGCUUCUGUCAUGCUUUUGAAAAAAUUAAAAUUUAUUUGCAUCAGUACUUGUUGUUAGUUACUUCACAACACUGAUCAUCAGUUACUAAAAACAUGUUAUUUUGACUUUGACAAAAUGCAUUGAAUCCUAAAGUUUGUCUCUCAAAAUGGCAUCAAGGUGUGCAGAAAAUACAUUUCCAUUUGAAGUAAUAAGAGGGAACAAUCCAGAUUAGAUAAUUCGGAGUGUUUGCUUUGGCUUGUUCUGUGGCAUUUGGUCUUGUUAAAGCAUUUCCAGUAAGAGGAGGUGGACACACUUGUUCAAAGCUGAUGUGCUCCAGCUGUGCUUUGAAUACUUUAGAUGGGCACAGUGCUGUCCAAAAGGUCUGAAUCCAAGUAGGGUAGUCAUAGGCGAGUAACUAAUGUGCUGUUGUCCAGCUCAAAUCCACUCCUCAGACCCCAUCACUAGGCCUACUGCCACCUUUUCAACCUUAUGAGAUCAUAGAUCCAACUGCAACCCUUUUUUAUUUCAUUGUCGGCUCUAGAGGGCUCUGCACUCCGAUAUAUUGAGGCUCUACAGUUGAAAAUGUGUGUAAAUGAAAAAAAAUCAUUCAUUUUCCUGCCAGAGUUGUUCCUUUGUCCUUUCGUGGCAUGGAUAAGGGAGCUGGAUAAUGGAUAAUUUUAUAAGAUGUGCACAUAUAAAUAAACAAAUCAGUAAAAGCUUUUUCAAAUUAAUAUAGGGACAGUCUGCAGCAAAAUAUUUGUCACAAACAUGUAAAGGUAACCUUUUAAGGUAUUCAGCUUCAGAAAGUCCUAAGAGUUUCACUGCAAACUCCCUAUCUAAUUAUUAAAAAUUUUCUAACUUAGUUGUAUUCCUCCACUUUUCUACAGAACUUGCAUCAAAUAUCUAAUUCAUCUUUUAACACUGAAUAUUCUUGGCCGUCAUGCAAGUUUUUUUUUUUACUUUUUGUCUUUCUCUUGCACCUUCCAAGCUUGUACAGGCAGUAGACCAUUACAUGUAGAUAAACUAUGAUUGAUAUCUCUUUUUUUGGCCUAAAGCCAAUUUACAUAUUGGCUUUAGGCUAUGAUCUUUGUACUUUGUUCCUGUAAAGUUCAAUAAAUUAUGCUGAA
Messenger RNA from Xyrauchen texanus (razorback sucker), 6401 nucleotides. It is a transcript of the gene rbm14a, whose product is annotated as RNA binding motif protein 14a. Lineage: Eukaryota; Metazoa; Chordata; Actinopteri; Cypriniformes; Catostomidae. The record is from RefSeq and is a predicted model, not a curated record. Gene Ontology annotation, molecular function: zinc ion binding; mRNA binding. The coding region runs from base 494 to 1972 and encodes 492 amino acids. Gene Ontology annotation, cellular component: cytosol. The transcript is spliced from 5 exons.